AUGCUACCGCGAUCCGCUGUUGCUACGUCCCUAAGUCGAUGUAUCUCGACGGCCUUCCGUGCGCCUGUGGCUACGCGUACAUUCUCUACAUCACUCCUGCGGCAAAAAAUUGAGGAGAACAUCUCUGGCGCACGCCUGCAGGAGAUGCUCCAGAAACAAGACACCAAGCCACUCUUAGUGGACUUUUACGCAGAAUGGUGCGGCCCAUGCAAGAUGCUAAGUCCGAUCCUGCAUAAACUUGCUACGACGCCGGACCUGGUGGGUGGCAAGGAGGUCGAUCUGGUGACCGUCGACGUAGACAGUCAUAUGGAGACAGCUCAGAAGUAUGGUAUUCGCGCAAUGCCGACAGUGAUCGCAUUCAAGGACGGAAAACAGGUUACGUCCUUCGUCGGCGUUCUGCCAGAAGCCCAGUUGCGUCAAUUCAUCGAAGCUCUCUGA
Messenger RNA from Malassezia sympodialis ATCC 42132, 438 nucleotides. Its product is annotated as thioredoxin family protein. Gene Ontology annotation, cellular component: cytoplasm. Gene Ontology annotation, molecular function: protein-disulfide reductase activity. Lineage: Eukaryota; Fungi; Basidiomycota; Malasseziomycetes; Malasseziales; Malasseziaceae. The record is from RefSeq and is a predicted model, not a curated record.